Moneuplotes crassus is the source of this 880-nucleotide messenger RNA. The record is from the annotation of a GenBank genome assembly. Lineage: Eukaryota; Ciliophora; Spirotrichea; Euplotida; Euplotidae.
AUGAGCACCUCAAAUUCCCACAACAACUACCUCAAAAUUCUCCAAAAAGCCCAAAAGCGAUCAAGGAAGAACACCUUAAGUUUUGAUGGCACAAGUAAGAUCAAGAAGAAAGGUGCCAAUAUUCUUGCACGAAGUGUCAAUAUCUCCCAAAUGCCUUAUCAGAAUGUUCAAGGUUGUCAUGAUGGGAAGGAAAUAAAGGAGUGACAAAUAAAGUUCCCGAAGAUUUCUUUGGCAACAAACCACACUAAUGCCUCAAAGCAAGAAAGUCAGAAUAAUGGCAGAAAGAUAUGCAUAAAUGCUAAGCAAAGUUUUAUGAGCAAGCUAAAUAGAGCUACAAUUAAGAUAAAAUAAAGGGUUGAUGAAGCAAAGAUUUUACAAAGGAAUACCAAAUAAUAGUUCCAAACUUUGGAAACCUAACAAGUCCCAAUCAAGAUAUGCAGAGGAUGAAUCUUGCUUCAAUCUCCUUCCCUCAUCAAUGGCAAAGAAAUCUUAUCUGAGGAAUGAUGCAAUUCCUCAUAAAGAGCAAGUUUAUAUCCUCCUUUCAAGUGUGAUAAAAUAACAACUGCAUUGACAAGUUCAGGGAGAAACUUGGCCUGGGUACAACUCCUUACGGGAAACUAAUAUCCUCUGAAAAGGAACAGAAAAAUCCUCCAAAGAAAUCAGGAAGCAGAAUUAAACUUUGAAAAAGAAAUGAAUUCUCUGAUUCUAUCCUAAACAGCAAGAAAUGCCUAAAAGCCUACAAGAUUUCACGCAAGAAGCAGAGGUACUCGAUCAGUGACUUCAGGAGAUCAGAAGAUUAUGAUGGGUGGAAGAUCUAACGGCCUAAAUGCUCCUGAAGAAAAGUUGUUGCUACUCUAAACUUUAUUCAACAAAGCCCAAU